CCAGAAUGCCAUGCACAAAUGCCACCGGAGACCAUACUGCCAAGUGCUUGGAGGAUUUUAACAUUCCAUUUUCUGUUUUUGAAUGGUGUGAGCGUACCCUAACAACAGAAUGGUAUCAGCACAUCCUGAUCAGAGGUCUGUCAUGAAUUCCCCCGAGGAGAGGCACAUUGUAGGACCCCUUGUACACAGUUCAUUUGAAAGGAUAAUUUGACUCACCUGUGUUUAUUGUCAUCGUCAACCAACAUUGUUAAUAAACAUUACAUUACAUUCUUAAUUGAGAUUACAUUAGGCUGCUACCACUCCUGCAGUGCUAGCCACAGUAUCCUUUUCAGAUCUUAAGACGUUAAGACUAUUUUCAGAGCAGAUCAGAAUCCCACUUGUGAUUGGUGGAUUAUGUUUGUCUCCUAACAUUGCUUUAUUUAACUUGGAAUAUACUUCAUGCUCGGGAGGAAGAAAUUACCCAACUAUCCACAUGCAUGCUAUGUAUCUCUGGUUUUCAAUGCUCACAACUCUCAAAUCAACCACACACUUCUAACACAUCAUGUUUCUGUUCUAUUAAUUGAUAGUGGUAUCUACCCUGUAUAUAAUCUGAACGUUUCAGAACUCUAUGACCUCAAUGUUAAAAUAGGGACUUUUUUUCUCCAUUUCCUGCUUUCAGUUUAGUUGUGUUUUACUUGAGAAAGGAUGCAAGCUGGGUUACACCAGUCUCAGCAGUUGUUUUCUGUUUAGCUUAAAAGUAAUCUACCAUUAGGCUGCAAGUGUUGUAAAGGGUGUUGUUUUUUAAAAGUCCAGUGUACAAGGGGUCAAAAUGAGUCUCUCUGGGGAGAAUGAGGCUGGCCGUCCCUCUAGUAUCUGUGAAGAGACUGAAGAGGAAGCCACUGCUUCUAGAAUGAGUCCCUCAGGGAGUGAGGGAGAAAUGUCCCUUAAAAGGAGUUUUCCUACAGAACAGGACACUGACAGGGAACAUAAGAGGAUCAAGACAGACAGACCAGUCUCGCCUGCACCUAGUGGUGUCUCCAUGAAGAGUGACCGGUCGAUGGGACUUCCUAUUCUCUUCAGUGAUGGAGAAUUAUCCGCUGGGAAAAGCAGUAUCUCUGAGGAGAAUGACCAGUCAAUGGAUCACCAACCCAGAGUCCCUACUGAUGACAGAGUGUACAACACUGUUUCCACUAAGACAGAAAUCCAGGAGAAAAUGAAAUCCUACUUGAAGAAUAGGGCAGAUUCUUUAUUUGAAGGCAUUGAGGAUCAAGCCAAAAAAACACCUCUUAACAACAUCUACACAGAGCUCUACAUCACACAAGGUGGAAGUGGAGAGGUCAAUUAUGAACAUGAGGUGAGACAGAUUGAGACAGCAUGCAGGUUUCCAGUAGAACAAGAGACAUCAAUCCAACUCAAUGACAUCUUCAAACCCUUACCUGGACAAGACAAGCUUAUCAGAACAGUGCUGACAAUGGGAGUUGCUGGCAUUGGAAAAACAGUGUCUGUGCUGAAGUUCAUGUUGGACUGGGCUGAAGGAAAAGCAAAUCAAGACAUCCAGAUCAUCUUCCCACUUCCUUUUCGGGAUCUGAACUUGAUGAGAGAUAAAAAUCAAAGUCUGAUAGAACUACUUCAUCACUCCUUUAUAGAAACAAAACAAUCAGAAAUCUCAGAAAAUAAAAAUAUUGUGUUUGUUUUUGAUGGUCUGGAUGAAUGUCGCCUUCCUCUGGACUUCCAGAAUAAUAAGAUCUGCUGUGAUGUCACAGAGUCAACUUCAGUGGAUGUUCUGCUGACAAACCUCAUUAAAGGGAAUCUGCUUCCCUCUGCUCACAUUUGGAUAACAUCCCGACCUGCAGCAGCCAAUCAGAUCCCUCCUGAGUGUGUUGACCAGGUGACAGAGGUACGAGGAUUCAAUGACCUACAGAAGGAGGAGUACUUCAGGAAGAGAAUCGGUGAGGAGGACCUGGCCAGCAGAAUCAUCUCACACAUAAAGACAUCAAGGAGCCUCCACAUCAUGUGCCACAUUCCUGUGUUCUGUUGGAUUUCAGCCAGUGUCCUAGAGAGACUAUUGGUUGAAGCAGAGAGUCGAGAGAUCCCCAAGAAUCUGACUCAAAUGUACACUCAUCUCAUGAUCUUCCAGUCAAAACUGAGGACUCAGAAAUAUCCUGUAGAGCAUACCAACGAUUCUCACUGGGAUAAAGAGAUGAUUGAGGCACUGGGAAAAUUGGCUUUUCAACAGCUAGAAAAAGGCCAUCUGAUAUUCUAUGAGGAAGACCUGAGAGAGUGUGGCAUUGACAUCAAGGAUGCGUCUGUGUACUCUGGAGUGUGCACUCAGAUCUUCAGAGAAGAGUCUGGGCUUAACCAGAUGAAGGUGUACUGCUUUGUACAUCUGAGUAUCCAGGAGUUUCUGGCUGCACUAUAUGUGUUCCUCAUGUUCACUAACAACAACAACAAUCUGAUGGCUAAAGAGAGAUCCCUCCGCAACAAAAACAGUCUAUAUGAAGAUGCAGUGGACAAGGCCUUGCAGUUUGAAAAUGGCCAUCUGGACCUUUUCCUCCGCUUCCUUCUAGGCCUUUCACAUGAGUCCAAUCAGCAUCUCCUACAAGGCCUACUGACACCAACAGGAAGCAGCUCACAGAGCAACAAGGAAACAGUCAAGUACAUCAAGGAGAAGAUCAGGAAGAACCUCCCCCUGGAGAGGUGUAUCAAUCUGUUCCACUGUCUGAAUGAACUGAAUGAUCAUUCUCUAGUGGAGGAGAUCCAAAGCUACCUGAGAUCAGGACGUCUCUCAAAAUCUAAACUCUCAGCUCAACAGUGGUCAGCUCUGGUCUUCAUGUUGCUGACCUCCGAGAAGCUGGAUGUGUUUGACCUGAAGAAAUACAUCAGAUCAGAUGCGGCUCUUCUCAAACUUCUCCCAGUUGUCAGAUCCUCUAGAACAGCCCUGCUGAACGAAUGUAAACUCACCAAGAAAAGCUUUGAGGCACUGGCUUCUGUUCUCAAAUCAAAUUCAUGCUGUCUGAGAGUGCUGGACAUGAGUGGCAAUAAACUCCAGGAUUCAGGAGUGAAGCUGCUCUCUGCUGGACUGGAGGAUCCACACUGUAAACUGGAGACAUUGAAGUUGAAUGAUUGCAACCUAACUGAGAAAUCUUGUGAGGUGCUGGCUUCAACUCUCAGCUCAAACACCUCAAGUUUGAGAGAGCUAGACCUGGGAGGAAAUGAACUCCAGGAUUCAGGAGUGAGAUUCAUCUGUGCUGGACUUGAGAAUCCACAAUGUAAAUUGGAGACACUGAGGCUGUCAGGCUGCAGCAUCACAGAGGAAGGCUGUGCUUCUCUGGCUUCAGCUCUGAGGUCAAACCCCUCCCACCUGAAGGAGCUGGACCUGAGUGGAAAUACUCCAGGAGUCUCUGGAGUAAAGCUGCUCUCUUCUGUACAAGAGGAUCCCCUCUACACUGGAGACAAUGCGGAGAAAAGCACUCCCUCUAGAAUGAGUCUCUCUGGGGAGAAAGAAGAGAGGGGAGGCCCUCCUUCUAGUAUCUGUAAAAAGACUGAAGAAGAAGUCACUGCUUCUAGAAUGAGUCCCUCAGGGAGUGAGGGAGCGUUGUCCCCUAAAAGGAGUUUUCCUACAGAACAGGACACUGAUAGUGAACUUAAGAGGAUCAAGACCGACAGACCAGUCUCACCUGUACCUAGCUGUGUCUCCAUGAAGAGUGACAGGUCUAUGCAACCUCCUAUUCACUUCAGGGAGGGAGACUUUUCCACUGAGCAAAGGAUCAAGACAGACCGACUAGUCUCACCUGCACCAAGCUGUGUCUCAAUGAAGAGUGACAAGUCAUUGGGACUAAAUAUUCUCUUCAGGGAUGGAGAAUUAUCCACUGGGCAAAGCAGUAUCUCUGAGGAGAAUGACCAGUCAAUGGAUCACCAACCCAGAGUCCCUACUGAUGAGAAAGUGUACAUAACCAUAUCCACUAAGACAGAAAUCCAGGAGAAAAUGAAAUCCUACUUGAAGAAUAGGGCAUAUUCUUUAUUUGAAGACUUUGAGGAUCAAGCCAAAACGACAACUCUUAACAACAUCAACACAGAGCUCUACAUCACACAAGCUGGAAGUGGAGAGGUCAAUUAUGAACAUGAGGUGAGACAGAUUGAGACAGCAUGCAGGUUUCCAGUAGAACACGAGACAUCAAUCCAACUCAAUGACAUCUUCAAACCCUUACCUGGACAAGACAAGCUUAUCAGAACAGUGCUGACAAGGGGAGUUGCUGGCAUUGGAAAAACAGUGUCUGUGCUGAAGUUCAUGUUGGACUGGGCUGAAGGAAAAGCAAAUCAAGACAUCCAGAUCAUCUUUCCACUUCCUUUUUGGGAUCUGAACUUGAUGAGAGAUAAAAAUCUAAGUCUGAUAGAACUACUUCAUCACUCCUUUAAAGAAACAAAACAAUCAGAAAUCUCAGAAAACAAAAAUAUUGUGUUUGUUUUUGAUGGUCUGGAUGAAUGUCGCCUUCCUCUGGACUUCCAGAAUAAUAAGAUCUGCUGUGAUGUCACAGAGUCAACUUCAGUGGAUGUUCUUCUGACAAACCUCAUUAAAGGGAAUCUGCUUCCCUCUGCUCACAUUUGGAUAACCACCCGACCUGCAGCAGCCAAUCAGAUCCCUCCUGAGUGUGUUGACCAGGUGACAGAGGUACGAGGGUUCAAUGACCUACAGAAGGAGGAAUACUUCAGGAAGAGAAUCUCUGAGGAGGACUUGGCCAGCAGAAUCAUCUCACACAUAAAGACGUCAAGGAGCCUCCACAUCAUGUGCCACAUUCCCGUCUUCUGUUGGAUUUCAGCCAGUGUCCUAGAGAGACUAUUGGUUGAAGCAGAGAGUCGAGAGGUCCCCAAGAAUCUGACUCAAAUGUACGCUCACCUCAUGAUCUUCCAUUCAAAACUGAGGAGUCAGAAAUAUCCUGUAGAGCAUGCCAACGAUUCUCACUGGGAUAAAGAGAUGAUUCUGGCACUGGGAAAGCUGGCUUUUCAACAGCUAGAAAAAGGCCAUCUGAUAUUCUACGAGGAAGACCUGAGGGAGUGUGGCAUUGACAUCAAGGAUGCAUCUGUGUACUCUGGAGUGUGCACUCAGAUCUUCAGAGAAGAGUCUGGGCUUAACCAGAUGAAGGUGUACUGCUUUGUACAUCUGAGUAUCCAGGGGUUUCUGGCUGCACUAUAUGUGUUCCUCAUGUUCACUAACGACAACAACAAUCUGAUGGCUAAAGAGAAAUCCCUCCGCAAAAACAAACUAUACCACGAUGCAGUGGACAAGGCCUUGCAGUUUGAAAAUGGCCACCUGGACCUUUUCCUCCGCUUCCUUCUAGGCCUUUCACUGCAGUCCAAUCAGCAUCUCCUACAAGGCCUACUGACACAGACAGGAAGCAGAUCACAGAGCAACAAGAAAACAGUCAAGUACAUCAAGGAGAAGAUCAGGAAGAACCUCCCCCUGGAGAGGUGUAUCAAUCUGUUCCACUGUCUGAAUGAACUGAAUGAUCAUUCUCUAGUGGAGGAUAUCCAAAGCUACCUGAGAUCAGGAAGUCUCUCAAAAUCUAAACUCUCAUCUGGACAGUGGUCAGCUCUGGUCUUCAUGUUGCUGACCUCUGAGAAGCUGGAUGUGUUUGAUCUGAAGAAAUACAUCAGAUCAGAUGCUGCUCUUCUCAAACUUCUCCCAGUUGUCAGCUCCUCUAGAACAGCCCUGCUGAACGAAUGUAAACUCACCAAGAAAAGCUUUGAGGCACUGGCUUCUGUUCUCAAAUCAAACUCAUGCUGUCUGAGAGUGCUGGACAUGAGUGGAAAUAAUCUCCAGGAUUCAGGAGUGAAGCUGCUCUCUGCUGGACUGGAGGAUCCACACUGUAAACUGGAGACAUUGAAGUUGAAUGAUUGCAACCUAACUGAGAAAUCCUGUGAGGUGCUGGCUUCAACUCUCAGCUCAAACACCUCAAGUUUGAGAGAGCUAGACCUGGGAGGAAAUGAACUCCAGGAUUCAGGAGUGAGAUUCAUCUGUGCUGGACUUGAGAAUCCACAAUGUAAAUUGGAGACACUGAGGCUGUCAGGCUGCAGCAUCACAGAGGAAGGCUGUGCUUCUCUGGCUUCAGCUCUGAGGUCAAACCCCUCCCACCUGAAGGAGCUGGACCUGAGUGGAAAUACUCCAGGAGACUGCUCUCUUCUGUACAAGAGGAUCCCCUCUAUACACUGGAUACACUGAGGUUAAAUGAUUGACAGCUCACUGAGAUGCUAUGAAGCACUGGACUCCACUCCAAGUCCUGAUUGAACUGUAAAUAGAUGUAAAUGUGGUUUGAUGUGUUUUCUGUUUCUGUUGCGUGUCAGCGGAGUGUGUGUUCUGUUAGCUUAGUAAAAAGUAGGGCUGCGCGAUAUGGCCAAAAUAUUAUCACGGUAUUAAAAAUAAUAAUAAUAAUGACUGUAUGAGACAGUAUUUUAUGUUUUUAAAUAAUUCUGCUUUAUGAGUAGUGUGUGACAACAUAUAUUCUAGGUGAUUUCAAUGGGUCUUUCUCCAUUAUGAUUUUUUUAUACUGUUCAAUUCAACUUCAACCCUAAAAAAGUCAUAAUUUUCAUAAAUUUCUGCAUUUGAGAUCAUUUCCACAGUCAUUGUGACAGGGUAGGAACUAAUGUGUUGAUGGGUGUUUCCUAGGGGACCCUAUAAUCUUUACUUCAUGUAGCUAACAUAUUCUUGCUUUGUGUUUACCUCUUUAAUUUAGAAGACUGUUGUGCAAACAACAUGCUAAUUUAGGUCUACACUAUCACUGGUAUUAUCAGGAUGUAUAGCUAAUUACGCUUGCUCUUACUCAGUACAUUUAUUAGCUAGCUAGCGAUUAGCGUCUAACUAUCUGUUUGCAUAUGUAAGAAACACAAGCUAAUUGUGUAAUUAUAGAACGCUAGUAGAUUAAUAUUAAGAAGCAAAGUGACAACUGCAUCGUUGUCAUCAACAGUUGUGCAUUGAUGUAUGUUGCAUUGACCAUGCAGAAUGAACUCAAGUGUCUCGUGGUUGAGGAACAUCAAAUGCUCUCCUUGAGUGACAGGGGGCGUGGCUAGGUCGGUGUGGAAAGCGACAUAGGGCGAGUGGAGAGAGAUGACUCCAGUAGAGAAGUAAACUAUAAAAAUGGACGUUACACACUGCGUAUCACAUUUAACAAACCAAACAUUCAAAUACCGGUAUAGAAGGUAAAGUAAAAACCAAACUGGUCCAUGCAUCAAUACUGGUAUAUCGCAAAAAACGGUAUACAGCCCAGCCCUAGUAAAAAGCCCUCCUUUUAUAAUGACAUCAUGUCUAUACAUAUUGACUGUAGUUCAGUGUCUCUACUAGUGUCACUAUAGUAAACUUCUUAAUCUCAACAACCUUAUUGUAUUACUAGUAACGCUACAUUUUACCAGACUGAUAUCUUUAUAUCCCAGAGUAUUAGACGUCUCUGGAUUGUCUUGAUUAUGUGUUGUACACUGCUUUGAGGAUUUUAUUUAUUUAUUGUAGCAUCUUGAGUUUUUGAAAAGCGUGUUACAAAUCAAAUGUAUUUUUUAUUAUCGUAAUGUAGAAUUACUUACAUUGCAUGUACCCCUGUGUUAAUCUCAGUAUAAUCUAUCAGUGUAUGUAACCCUGUGUUAAUCUAUGAUAAACUGUAUUAUAUAUUCAAAAUGAAUAAUAAAACUGAAUAACGGCCAAAUGAA
Oncorhynchus mykiss (rainbow trout) is the source of this 7668-nucleotide messenger RNA. NCBI's taxonomy places the organism in Eukaryota, Metazoa, Chordata, Actinopteri, Salmoniformes, Salmonidae. The record is from RefSeq and is a predicted model, not a curated record.